AUGUAAGUCACCGCACGGCAAGCGUCCUGUCGCUUCUGCCACGACUGCCUGCCCGCAUUACUUAGUAGCCUGCAUCUACAGUAUAAAUUGCUACGUAUCCCAGUCGUUUGUUCCCGCUGCUCGUCCGGGUGAAUUCAUCUAAACUCCUUGCUGUGGUCGUCUAAGCGGAUUGCACUGGUUUGACUGCCGUCCCCACCGAAAAUCAAGGCGGCAUGUCUAGAAGCGCGCGACUCCAAGGGAGAUCUUCUACCUGGCAAACCACAGCAUCAUUGCCUAUCAUAUCUCUUCAUAAAUUCCUUUGAUCCAGAGAUUUGUUCCUGGAUUUGGCCCUUUUCUACCUUUUGUCUUUUUUCUACUCCAGAAAACGCUCCCAAAAAUGAGCUUCGACCGUCCACUCCACGGCGGUUGCCACUGCGGCCGGAAUCGUUACAUCAUCCAGUUUCCUCAGGACAAACCACCAGGUCAUAUCGUACAGGUGCUCUUCGAUUCGCGCACUUCACAAAAUUCCUCCCACUUUCAAGCGACCGGCAGUCCGCUCCCGGCCUACCUCCGGGUGCCAUUGACUUGGUACCACAGUAUCACUUCGGCCUUCAACCCAGACGAGACCAACGCGCAGAUCAAGCGAGUCUACACAUCCCCGCGCGAACAGCACGCGAUGCGUCACUUUUGCGGCUUUUGCGGAACACCCUUGUCAUACUGGACCGAGGAGCCCCGCAGCGAAGCAGAGUUUAUCCAGCUCACACUUGGCAGCUUGUCGCCCCGCGACUUGGCCGACUUGGAGGACCUGGGUUUCUUGCCAAGCCCCGGUUCUGCUUCUGGAUCCGACGAAGAGGAGGCAGGGGAGACCGGGGCCGGGGAGAGAGAUGAUGUCAGCGCCAUGCUUGAUGAGGACGCCACGAGGAAUCAACAAGAUCUGGCGCCACCUGUUGGGAGAGUCGGCGUGGUGCCUUGGUUCGAAACUCUCACAGAAGGGAGCCGAUUGGACAUGCUGCGCAAGGCAAAGGGACAGCGUAUGAACAAGAGCGGCGUGGUGAGGGUGGAAUGGGAAGUCGUUGAGUGGAGUGAGGAGGAGGAUCUGGCGAGGCCGAGGAACGGUAAGCGGAAGAUUAGCGAACUCGACGAGACUCCGGGCAUGGAGGGGUUACAGGGUGGAGGUAAAUGACUAGCCUCAAAUUGCUGAAUGAUUCGGGCGAUUGUUGGUAUUGUUCUCGCUUCUUUUACUGGUGGUCUUCUUGGCUCCACCGUAAGCAUAUCGGAUCUGGACGCAGCACUGCCUUUUCGAGCAAAAUUUCCUGAGACGCAGGAGAACUCCGAUGGUACGCGUGUUUGGCGUGGCCAGGUCGUGAGAAAGGCCAGUCGCGGUUGACAAUCAUUCAGGAGCACUGCGUGGUUCUGGACAAUCAUCAUUUCACACGACGUGCUGAUGCUCAUCAACCUACCUGGGGCGGGAGACAUCACGCUGAGCUGGUUGAUAGAGUCGCGUUCCAGUCGCCAGCCGCAGCUUGAGUGUAAUGAGAAAUUAGGUUGGCGCGAGGUUCCCAAACACAGC
This is a messenger RNA of Canariomyces notabilis, 1549 nucleotides long. RefSeq lists its product as uncharacterized. The record is from RefSeq and is a predicted model, not a curated record. NCBI's taxonomy places the organism in Eukaryota, Fungi, Ascomycota, Sordariomycetes, Sordariales, Chaetomiaceae. The transcript is spliced from 2 exons. Bases 377 to 1162 code for a protein of 261 amino acids.